This is a messenger RNA of Hyla sarda, 3644 nucleotides long. RefSeq names its product WD repeat domain 6 (gene WDR6). Gene Ontology annotation, molecular function: protein binding. Gene Ontology annotation, cellular component: cytoplasm. The coding region runs from base 188 to 3451 and encodes 1087 amino acids. The transcript is spliced from 7 exons. Gene Ontology annotation, biological process: tRNA methylation. The record is from RefSeq and is a predicted model, not a curated record. NCBI's taxonomy places the organism in Eukaryota, Metazoa, Chordata, Amphibia, Anura, Hylidae.
GCGUUUUUCCUGAUCUGUCACGAACUAUCCAAUCACGAAUCAGCUUACAAUCCUGGAUGUCGCAUUAUUCUGUUCUGUGAUUGGGCAGAAGAGUUUAGCGGAAACACGUGAUACACCCGGGCGGAAGUGGACCUAAAGAGCGUGUACUAAUGGGGAAACCUGGUGAGAUCUCUUUGGAUGUUGUUCUAUGAGGUUUAUGUGCAUCACCAAAAUGGAGUCACAGCUGCUGCUGGCUCCAAUCACUGCCUUGGAGUUUGUGGGUGAUCAUCUUCUGGCUGGUGAAGGCCCUAACCUAACUGUUUAUACCUUAAGAAGCAGCAGUUCGACCUCCCUGAGGCUAAAGGAGAACGUCCUGGCAGGUUACACAAUUCAUGGAAUAAAACCUUGCGGUUCAGACUCGUCUGUCGUGUGUGUGUUUGGAAGUAAGGGUCUUGUUGUUCUGAAUUUUAGCACCAGAGAUCAGGAAGUAAGACUGUCCAAAGUCUGCAAUCUUCGAGAACUGCAUGACUGGAUAUGGGACGUUCAGUGGCUUGGAGAUGCCUUGCAGUCUACUGCUUACCUUGGCUUAGCUUUGGGACACAAUUCUGUUGCAUAUUAUGACUACAAGAUGGGUAAAGUCUUGAAGGAAAUUCACUGCUCUGAAAAAUGUAUCUUGUACUCUGCCCAUUUUGUGGGAACAACCUGGGAAAAGCUCACACUGAUAUCUGGGACUGUGUUCAACCAGCUUGUCAUUUGGGGGAUGUCUGACCAAAUUAAUGAAGAAGGAAGAGUAGAGCCUCGAAGGAGAAUAAGCGGACAUGAUGGUGUCAUUUUUAGUAUAUAUUAUGAAAAGCAGAAAGGUGUUUUGGCUUCAGCCUCGGAUGAUCGCAGCAUCAGGGUGUGGAACGUGGGCAGUCUUACUGACCGUGAUCCUGAUGUUAAGUGUCUUCUUUUGUUAUACGGGCACCAAGCACGAGUGUGGUCAGUCAGGCUUCUCCCAGACAACAUUAUCAGUAUCGGUGAAGACUCUGCUUGUAUUGUGUGGAGCUAUAGUGGUGAUAUUAUCCAUAACUUUAAAGGUCACAAAGGUCGGGGCAUCAGAGCUGUUUCUGUCCAAGAUGAGCUUGGUUUGGUUGCAACUGGUGGGGCAGACUCCGGAAUCCGACUCUGGCAGAUUAGAGAAAAAACUUCCCCAUCUAGUAACCUUUUGAACCUACAUUUUGAUGCCUUCAAAAACAUUGGGGUCCCAAAGGCAAUAACAUUAGCAGAUAUCAACUGUCUUGUUAUAAUGACUGACUUGGGUUUUAUAUACACUUAUAGUUUUAUCAGCAAGCAAUGGAUCUUUGUAUUGAAGGAUAGUAACUAUACAUCGUAUGGUCUCUUAGAGGCGAUCAGACUGGCUGACUCCACCCUGUGUGCCAUCGGUAACAUAACAGGCAGUGUUAAGAUUUUCUCACUUUCAUCUGCUCAAACUUGCAAGGAGUUGAAGCACCAUGAAGGAAAAGUACACAGCUUGACUUGGGUUGCUUCAUCGUCGUUGUUGUCUACAGACACUUGUAGCCUGUUUUCUUCUGGUCCUAAUGGAGUAAUAAUUUGGAAUGAAGUCACAUGUGUGUCUGGUAAUCUCACAUCUGUCACAGAGAGAUGUAGGUUUCUGCUGCCUACUUGCAAACAAAGGUGGCACACCAGCAUAGCAUUUGUGCCUGAAGAAGGUUUGAUCGUAUGUGGUGACCGCAGAGGUUCAUUGGUACUAUUUCCAAAUAGCGUUUCUGGAGCAAACAGCAAUGAAAACAUCACGGACGGGUCUUUACAAAGUGCCAACAACAACACUAAGAAUUCUAAUGUUCCCAGACAAGAAGGGCAGGAAGCAGAGGCAGUUCAUGUUCUUUUUGGCCUUCACGGCAAAUUAGGUGUAACAUCGGUUGUGUACCAUAAUGGCUUUGUGUACAGCAGCGGUCGAGAUGGAUUUUAUCGGCAGUUGAAGGUGGAAAGACGCCAGUUGGUAAUGCUCCGCAAACUCAAGGCUUGCAAGGGGAUGGAGUGGAUCGAACGUGUGUCCUUCACACCUGACGGAAACUUACACAUCCUUGGUUUCCAUUCUACUGACUUUGUGGUGUGGAGUACGAGAACUAAUGAAAAGCUACUGUGCAUCCCUUGUGGUGGUGGACACAGGUCUUGGAGUUACAAGAAAGAAGAUUCAAAUGAAAUGUUUGCCUAUAUUAAAUCUGGUGAUGUAUUUACUUACUACAGUAAAGCAUCUGAAAGAAUUCAGAAUGUUUUAAAGGAAACCUUGCAUGGCAGAGAACUGACAAGUGUUAGGUAUGCUGGAACAAUUAAGAAUUCCAGUAAGGAACUUCUUGACAUCAUUAUUACAAGCAGUGAAGACACCACAGUCAAUUUAUGGGCCUUCAGUGCAAAUUCCAGACACUUGUAUUGCCUUUCGACUAUCAGCGACCAUCUUUCCAGUGUGAAAACGUUGGCUUUAGCAAGGACUAAACAUCAGGAUGGCAUCCUCUCCACUCUACUGUUCACUGCCGGAGGUAGAGCUCAGAUAGAGGUUUAUCGAUUGUUGAUCCAAGCAGGGGAGGUUAAUGACAAUAUUACAUGCCAAGUCAUUCACGUAGCAUCCCACCGACUAGAUGAACACUGGGAUAGAAUUAGGAAUAAACACAGAAUGGUUAAGAUUGAUCCGGAAACAAGAUACUUAUCAGUCACUACAGUGGAUGAGAUUCCAGAAAGCAGGAAACCUGCAUCCUCCAGCGUCUAUCUUGCUGCUGCUUGCAGUGAUGGAUCUAUAAGAUUCUUUGUGAUGAGUGAGAGUUCUCGGCAGAUAAUAUUGGUAGCCGAGUCCUUUUACCACCAGUGCUGUGUACUGAAAGUAGAGACAUUUGUUCAUACUUCUAGCAACAAUUCAAGAGUUAUGCUGUGCAGUGCCGCUACAGAUGGUCGCAUUGCAUUCUGGGAUAUAUCUGGGACAGUAUCCUGUGCUGACCGGAUACUGGAAAAGGAGGAUACAAAUUCUUCACUGCAGCAUCUGGGUCCCGUCUGCUUUACUGUAUCCACUCACCAGUCUGGGAUCAACAGUCUCUGUAUUCAAAUGACUACAGAGGGACAAUACCUGGUUGCCAGUGGAGGAGAUGACAAUUCCAUCUGUGUGUAUUGGUUAAUAUUGGACCAUAAUUCUCAGGAUGAUCCAAAAGGAGGUGUCCAACUUCUCCGGUCAGUCUCGGUCAGCUCAGCUCAUGCUGCACAUGUCACCGGUUUGCGCAUCCUCAGAGAUGACCUCUUAGUAUCUGCGUCUGUGGAUCAGCGUCUAACUUUAUGGAAUAUCAGGGACAGCGGACUUCAGCAUGUGGCCACCAGAUUCUGUCACGUGGCCGAUGUUUCUGAGCUUGACGUUUGGACACAUGAUAAAGAGCAUCUAUGUGUGCUGUGUGGACAAGGCCUGGAGAUUGUGAAGUGCAAUCAUUAGAUAUUUCUGUAUAGUUACUGUUAUCUCUUUGUAAAAUAAUGUGCAAAUAAUGACAGUGUGUCAGGAAAAACAACAUAACAGAAUUUAUAUUUCAAUGAAAUUUUUUCAAAGUGUUUUUGUACAUAAAACCAGUCUUCAUGAGGGAAGCCAUUGAUAUGAAGAUUCUUACUAACGAUUUCCAACCGUAGUUCUU